AUGGCCCUACCAUGGGAGAAAGGGACACUGUUCCCAGAGGCGUACAUGACAAAGGUCCCCGAGAAAAUUCGCCGCCAAGAACGCGACCUGUCCGAGGUCUACAGCAUUGAAGGCUCCGGAUAUCCAGAAGGGAUGUUCCAAGUCAAGCCCAAGUUCAUUGCGCAUGAAUCUGGCCUCUUCUAUUUCGAUUACGGAGCUGUCCGCCUCGGGCGCAGGCCCAAUUUGGAGGACGCUGGUUCCGGAAACAACAUGGUCUGCGUCGGGCUUGGCUGGCUCCCUGGGUGGCAGUUCACAGUCAGCGAGCGCGGACUCCCUGAUACUGUUCCUGUGCCAAAUCAUCCUGGCCGGACGGGUACUGCUGAAAAAGAUGCCUCCGAGGAGGGCGUGCUGGGACUGGUAUAUCAACUCGUCAGCCCGAACCAGCCGACGUAUGGGCGGUCCCCCUUUUCCAAAAGGAAGAUACCAGACAUCGAUACCCUAUCAUACGCAACUGGAAAAGACUGGGCAGCCGCCGUGCCGUUUCACCCAAAUCUCAAGGUUCUCAAACAGGUCCGUAUCUAUCUCCACGUGUUCGACGGCGAGAUUGGGCACCGAUACCAGAAGGAUGGCUCAGUGGUGCUAUUCAGGACGCCCAGUCGGCCUGUGAAGGCGGUCGUUCAUGUCGAUCCGGAAAAGCUGCUGGCUAUGAGGGAGGAGCCGAAACUCGCCAAGAGACAAUUGCAGGGAGAAUGGGCGGUGAAGGAGCUGGAGAAGUGGACGAAAGAAGCUGGGUUGCCACGAGAGUAUGUCGAGAAGGUCAUGGGGGAGUAUAUACCACUAGGAGUGAAGCCUGCACCUAAUAUCAAGGGCCGGUCGGAAGGAGGGCUGCUGAAAUUUCUUGGCUUCAAAACUUGA
This is a messenger RNA of Cryphonectria parasitica EP155, 894 nucleotides long. RefSeq lists its product as uncharacterized. The transcript has a single exon. Bases 1 to 894 code for a protein of 297 amino acids. NCBI's taxonomy places the organism in Eukaryota, Fungi, Ascomycota, Sordariomycetes, Diaporthales, Cryphonectriaceae. The record is from RefSeq and is a predicted model, not a curated record.